Molecule: messenger RNA, 2194 nt
Organism: Aspergillus alliaceus
Lineage: Eukaryota; Fungi; Ascomycota; Eurotiomycetes; Eurotiales; Aspergillaceae
Product: CLPTM1 family protein
Exons: 4
Coding region: 49-1971 (640 amino acids)
Cellular component (GO): endomembrane system; membrane
Source: RefSeq, a predicted model, not a curated record
CCUUUCCUUCGUUGCUAACCUUCUCUCUUAUAUCUAGGGAACUUCGAAAUGCCUGAACAAAGACAGCGCAGGGAUGAGCCGGAGUCCAGCUCUGGCUUCAAGGGCGCUCUCCAGGGUCUAGGCUUCUUCUUGUUAACGCAGUUUAUUUUCAGUCAAUUCUUCGGCGGACGUCAGCAAAACGCUGGUUCCAGCGUGCAGCCUGGUGGAAUACCUACUUUCGCAGAUCGUCCAGCUCGUAGCGAGAUCGCAGAGUACAGCGCUAUCCCCGAUGGUAUUAGUCCGAUAUGGCCGUCCGACAGCGCCUUAGACCUGAAUAUCUACGUUUCACCCUCAGCCGUACUUCCUACUUCCAAGUCUGCCCCGGCAAGCCAACUUGUCCUAAAUGAAAAGAACUUUACUCUUGGGAACUAUAGCGAUACCAGGGAAACAGACACAACCAUCAAGGUCCCUAAGGAGGUACAACAGAACGGCACACUUUUCGCGCAUUUUAUGCUCGGACUGUCUGGACACCAACUCGACCCCUCGGCCAAAGAUUACAGCUCAGACACCGCGGUCUAUUUCUUCCGCCCGCUUAACCAGUAUCUUCCGAAGAAGAAGACCAAAAAGCUCAAGAAUCUCCUUGCUGGCUCAGAGGAAUCUGGAGAGGAGGAGGAAGACAACACGCCGGAUGUGUCUGUCACGUCCUAUUAUCACCCGAACUUCACGGUAUCAUUGAUUCCUGAUUCAGGCACUCAGAAAUUCCGCCAGAUCCACCCGGCUGUCCGGCAGCAUGUGCAGCUGGAGACAACCGGCGCAAGAGACCUCUCUGGACAGAAUGGAUGGUACUAUCCCAUUGUUUACCUGAAUACUUUCUGGCAACUUAAGAGCCAUAUGAUGGAACUUAAUUCUACCGUAGAGACCGUGCCCCUUCGAAUUACUCUGAACAACUUGCAGAAUUGGAAGUUCAGCAUGAUGACGAGUGUUGAUGAGAGCGCAAAACAAACGGCUCGACAGGCUGCCUUUGGAGCUUCGACGCCGGGUGGUGGUGACGGUACUGAGUUUGAGAUGGUGAAAGGGAUCCUCUUGGAUACGAACAUCUGGCUACUGGGCACGACUGGCGUUGUGACUAUUCUUCACAUGGUCUUCGAAACUCUGGCCUUCAAGAACGACAUUUCUCACUGGCGCAAGAAGAAAGACGUCGUUGGCACGUCAGUUCGUACCAUCUUGGCCAACGUCUUCAUGCAGACAGUUGUUUUCCUUUACCUUAUGGAUAACAGUGAUAACACUUCCUGGAUGAUUCUUGCCAGCCAGGGCUUUGGGAUUCUUCUGGAAGCCUGGAAAAUCACGAAGACUGUUGAUGUCCGUCUGCGCCAACCAGCACCAAACUCUUUCUUCUCCUUCCUGCCUUACGUGGUAGUGUUUGAAGACAAACACAAGCUCACCGAGACCGAGCAAAAGACCAAGGAAUACGACGAGAUUGCAUUCCGCUAUCUCUAUAUCGUCGCAGUGCCUCUGCUAGCUGCAUACGCAGCGUACAGCUUGGUCUAUAACACUCACAAGUCAUGGUACUCCUACAUCAUUGAGACACUUGUCGGUAGUGUUUACGCCUACGGUUUCCUCAUGAUGGUUCCAAGUUUAUAUAUCAACUACCGCUUGAAGUCCGUUGCGCAUAUGCCCGGCAAGGCGCUGAUGUACAAGUUCCUGAACACCUUUAUUGAUGAUCUUUUCGCGUUCACGGUCAAGAUGCCAUGGCUUCACAGGCUUGCGACUCUGCGUGAUGAUGUUAUUUUCUUCGUUUGGCUUUACCAGAGCUGGAAGUACCGGGUUGACUACACACGUGUCAACGAAUUUGGUCAGGGAGGCGAUAGUGAUAAUGAGGGUGAGUCUACAGCUGUCGAGGCUAAGGAAGCCAAAGAGAAGGUCGAACCAGCGGCAUCGUCCCAAGCAUCUGGAAAAGAAACCUCCAAAUCGUCUACUCGAAAGAGGAAGUAAGCUAAACCUUGGUUUCGGAUCCGCAUAUACUUUGGUUUUGAGGACGUGUUCGUGGAGGUAUUCCUAUUUACUAGUAGUUGCUCCGUCGGAGAUGUUUGGUGAGAAGCAGAAUGAUCAUUUGACGGUUUGUUCUCGAGGCAUAUCAAGACCGGCGUCUCAUUAAAUAUACAACAUUUAAGUAUCCGUCUACUUCACCAAUCCAAUAUAAGUGCUGUCAAGUGUA